CAAAAACAGUAACAUCUCAUUCCCUUUCUGAUGGUGGUGUGUGUGUUGUUUGAAAAAAUAAGAUAAUCCAUUAGAAAUGAAAUCAAAUGUAAAUAUUUGAAUUUCGUAUAAAUAUAAGAAUUACCCACAGUGAACAGCAGAACAAAAGAUUUUCAGGCGUGUCAAAUACUGUACUGGAGCAUGGCUACAUUUGAAUGAAACUGGUUUGAAAAGCACACUGCAUCAUCCAAAAAAAACCUAAGACAAACAUGAAUACUAACAUAUAAACAUUAAAUACGUGGACGCAAUGACAGGGAAACACACACGAGGGCUACAAACUCACAGCAGUCUUCCUUGCGCAAUUCAUAAACGUGAGGAGUCGGUUCAUUUGAACCAACCGAUUCGUUCGAGUCAUUCUGUUUGUACUCGCCACAACAAUACAACAAAGAGGGCACAUUUACGUCAUGGCUCCCAGUCCACAUACCAAGGAUACUUUUACUACAUUUACAUACUUUUAGUACUUCUUAAAAUGUAGAUUAAAACAAAUUUUGUUGUUUAUAAUUUGUGGUUUUAAGAUGUCACACACAUCAGGUUUACUCCAUCAGAGUCCAGGACUCAUAAACAUUCAUCUUUAAUAAUCGAAUAGAUUAAGUUAACAGGAAUUCUAAUCGCUACGGUUGCCGUGUUCAAAUCUGUACCGGAGUGAUUCAAAUGCGAGUCGAUUCGACUGAAUCAUUCGAAAGAACUUGAUCAAAAGAACGAUUCUGAGGAACCGGACCAUCGCUAACACGACAGGCGGCCAAAGGUUAGGCUCCGGAGAUAACCCGUGCCUGGAUCAGCCAUAGACUUACUGCCCUGUUGUUUAUUACUGUUCACCUCCUUCGCACGAGAUUGGGCGAACGAACAGCAGGAGGAUCGCAAAAGUUGCUCAAAUGUGUGACUGGGACGUGGUAUCUGAUGUAGGCUGGGUUUGAGUCGCUCCACUCCACCGCUGGCCUGGCCUUGGAUCAUUUCUCGACGCCCGAGGUGCUGCAUGGCCGCGAGUAUGGAUGCCCUGUGGAUGCUGCCGGUUCUGCUGCUUCUCCCGGUCCUGUUCUGGACCAGCAGCACGUUCGUCUUCUAUUUCAAAAAGUGCUUCUAUGUCGCGUACAUGAUGCUUCUGGCCUUAAUAGCCAUACCGAUCUGCAUUCUGAAAAGCGGCGGGAGGGACAUCGAGAAUAUGCGGGUCAUCCGGUUCUUGGUCCGACAUGUGAAAUAUUUCCUGGGUUUGCGCUAUGAGAUCAGCGGUUGGCAGCAUCUACAGGCAGAAGGGCCUUAUGUCAUCAUCUCCAACCACCAAUCAUCACUUGACGUGCUAGGCAUGAUGGAGAUUCUGCCGGACCGCUGUACCAUGAUUGCUAAGAAGGAGCUGAUAUGGGCGGGGACGGUGGGAAUGAUCUGCUGGCUGGGAGGAAUCGUUUUCAUCAACCGCAAAAAGACCAGCGACGCAAAGACCGUCAUGGGCGACGCCGCGAAGACCGUGCUGGCUGACCAGAUCCGCCUGUGGGUGUUUCCCGAAGGCACACGCAAUCAGAAGGGCGACCUUUUGCCAUUUAAAAAGGGAGCGUUUCAUCUGGCUAUACAAGCACAGGUUCCUAUCAUACCCAUCGUGUUCUCCUCCUACAACAACUUCUACAAACGGAAAGAGAAAGAGUUCAAUUCAGGAACCAUCACUCUCAAAGUCCUUCCAAAGAUCGAGACAAAGGGAUUGACGGGAGAGGACGUGACAUCGCUCUCCGAACAAUCGUACGGCAGCAUGCGCUCGGCUUUUUUGGAGCUCUCCGGCCAACCCCCCCAGAGCAACGGGCCGUCCAAUCACUGAGCAGCCUGCCGCUUCCACGCUCUUUCAUUCGGCCUGACAGCAAGGAUGGCCACGUCAUCAUGGUGGCGACGGUAACCAUGACAACCAGGCGCUUGGGUAUCCUCUACGGCGUCCUCAUGCAGGAGGAAUACAUGUACACAGACCGACACACAAAGCCACAUGCAUACACACGCAUUUACGUGAAUACAUACAGCAGAUGUUUUCUUAGCCUAGAUUUGAUCUCCUGUCGGAAUGCAGGGGGCGAUGAGCGGUGGAAAGUGUGACCUUCGCUGGCGUGACUCUUUGUGCGUCUUUGAUGGUUGUGUUAGGAUUGGAGCGCUGCUGUCGGCGACAGGUCGAGUCUGGAGCGACACCCUGAGAACAUUGUGGAUGUGUGUUUGUUGCAUGCCUUUUGACUUUCUCUGUUUCUCUCUCGCUCUCUUUCUUUCACAGAUCCACAUUGACGUAAUCCAUUAGUUAUGUGUAGGUCACCUUUUCUCUAGUAAUAUGCUUGCAUUAUGGGAAAUCAGUGACAAACACCUGUUUUAGUUUUAUUGGUUACUUGAAGUAUUAUCAAUCCACCCUGAGCAUCUCAGCCAAUGGGAGCGCUCAUAGGUGCCCCUUUAUUGUUUCAAUUCGUUUUGUGGAUUUCAAGCAAAAUUGUCGACCACAAAGAAUGAAUCUAGAAUUGUAUCUUUGUGUACGCUCUUAAACGGUCAAGAGGAUUACCAAGAGGUUGCUCGCUUUCAUCUUUUCUUUUUCCAUGUUUGUUCUUCCUCAAAAGUGUCAAAAGGUUAGUUCGUUACAAACAGGUCUGUUGUCAGGGUUACCAAGUGCAGCUUCUUCCUGUGCCAUGUGUCCAAAGUGUCACGGCCAUCAUGGGCUGCGUGAUGACUGACCGUUGUGAAAACACUUGAUUAUUGAUCUGUCAUCAGGAUUGUUUGAUUAGAUUUUAGAAUGGAAAUGCGUUCCAGUCGGCUUUAGUUCAGUGUUUCGUUUUUGAUCGUUUUUAAGCUUCUACAUGACUGAAACGAUUUUCAUAAUUCUUUAACAUCACCUAAAACCAGAGAGCUAUUAUUAUAAUGACUGAUCUAACAAGUAUUAUCUUACAUAUUAUCUAUCUAGUGCCGUUAUCUCAAUGGCUUGCGUCUUGCUUUUAAGUCAUUGUUGUUGAGAGGUUUAAGGGAUUAUUUUUUGUACUCGAAAUCUAAAAACGCCCUCUACAAAAUAUGCAAAAGCUUUGAUUGCAUUCAACGUUAUUCUUACCGAAUGUUUUUCUUGGUUGUUUAGUUUUGUUGAAUCACCUGAUAAAAUAGUUUCAGCUCUCAGAGAGCAUAACAGAAUGUAGGAAAUACUUUUAUAUUGUACCUACUGAAGAUGAGAAAAUGUAAAAAUGAAUCUAAACACCUAUUUAUUAACAUCUUACGGCCAAAUAUUACAAUUCAUAUUUAUAACACUUUCAAAGAUAUUUCCAUAUGAAUCCUAUUUAAUGUUUGAUGUUGUGAUUCUUAUUAUUUGUUGAGAAUGUAUAACACCCAUAAUUCAAUAUGUACAACCUUAUAUUUGAGGACUGAAUUGUACGUAUUACGUAAUAAUUGGCUCAUUGAGCUAAAAGAUCACAAAACCGGUGUUUGGCUCGGUUGUGACUAUGUGUCAAAUGCCCUGUGAUUAUUUUUGUUAUUAGUGCAAAUUGACAGAUUGAUGCUAUUACUGACCCUUUUUUAUGUUGUGUAUUAGGCUACAUUUUUAAAAGCCUUUCUUAUUCUCGGUCUUAUUUUUGCUGAACAAGAAACAUACCUGAAAUAGUAUAUGGAAAAUAUAUACGAGUUGUGUGAUUGUCACCAAAGCUAUUAAGAACAGAUGAAGCUUUUAAAUGUUCUGAUUUGUCAGACGUUUCACAGGCAGCCUUGUGUACGAAUGUGUGUGUGUAUGUGUGUGUGUUGAAUGUGUUUGUGUGGUGAUCAGACACACAACUGAGCUAAAGCCCAUUGUAAAUCUGUAAAGUCAUGAGACGAUAAUUCUAUAUAAAAUGUCGAUUGUGGUAAAUCUGGAUAUGACCCGUGUUAAGAGCAUCUAGGAAAAAAGUUAAUAAAAUCGUCUGUUUUUCCUAUA
Triplophysa rosa is the source of this 3931-nucleotide messenger RNA. It is a transcript of the gene agpat2, whose product is annotated as 1-acylglycerol-3-phosphate O-acyltransferase 2 (lysophosphatidic acid acyltransferase, beta). The transcript is spliced from 6 exons. The record is from RefSeq and is a predicted model, not a curated record. Gene Ontology annotation, molecular function: 1-acylglycerol-3-phosphate O-acyltransferase activity. Gene Ontology annotation, cellular component: membrane; endoplasmic reticulum. Gene Ontology annotation, biological process: phosphatidic acid biosynthetic process. The coding region runs from base 1013 to 1840 and encodes 275 amino acids. Lineage: Eukaryota; Metazoa; Chordata; Actinopteri; Cypriniformes; Nemacheilidae.